AUGCCUCCUCCCCCCGACGCCACCUCCGUCGUGGAUGCCCAGAAGCGCGCGGCCCCUGAGCUGAAGGCUGUCGCGGACUUCCUUCGCGGAAAGAAUGGACCGAAGGUCCGUCGCGGAGUCCUGAACGGCAAGCGUGUGGACUUCUUCAAGGGCAAGACGGCUGUCCGAGUUCUGCUGGGCCCUCAGUACCAGAAGCUGAAGAAGGUCCCCGCCGUCACGAACGAGCAGGAGGCCCACGAGCUUAUGACGAAAGUGCUGCCUUUCGGUUUCUUUCUCCGUGUCGACCGCCCGAAUGUGGACCCGCCUCCCCCUAGCGGUGUGCCCAAGCCGUUACAGCUAGCGCAGCAGCAGUCGUUCGCCCCCGACGUUUACUACGCGUGGUUCUACGACGGAAGCCCCUUCUGGAACAUUGUCGGUGGUAUCGCCAUGGUCGCCGUCAUGCUCGCCGGUGUCAUGUUCCCCCUGUGGCCGACAAAGCUCCGUGUUGGCGUGUGGUACCUUUCGGUCGCCGCGCUCUGCAUGGUCGGAUUGUUCAUCGUCAUUGCAAUUAUUCGUCUCAUUCUUUGGUGCAUCACCAAGGUGGCCAUGCCGAAAGCGAUCUGGAUCUUCCCCAACCUCUUCGAGGACGUCGGAUUCUGGGACGAGCCCAAGAAGAAGAAGCUCCGCAAGGUCGGCGAGGAGCGCAGAAAGGAGAAGCGGGAGAAGCGCGCCGCUGCUGCCGCCAACAACGCGCCCGUCGCGCCCGCUGGAAACGACAGCCCGGCCCCUUCUGCCUCCCCCGCGCCCGGCGGAUCGACCGCCACGGCCACCGGCGCCGAGGCGCCCAUCACUCACGCUCACCGCCGCCAGGCGACGGUUGAGGACGUUGAGGACGAAAACUAA
Trichosporon asahii var. asahii CBS 2479 is the source of this 882-nucleotide messenger RNA. RefSeq lists its product as uncharacterized. NCBI's taxonomy places the organism in Eukaryota, Fungi, Basidiomycota, Tremellomycetes, Trichosporonales, Trichosporonaceae. The transcript has 6 exons. Gene Ontology annotation, cellular component: endoplasmic reticulum; endoplasmic reticulum membrane. Bases 1 to 882 code for a protein of 293 amino acids. Gene Ontology annotation, biological process: post-translational protein targeting to membrane, translocation. The record is from RefSeq and is a predicted model, not a curated record.